This is a messenger RNA of Pollicipes pollicipes, 1517 nucleotides long. It is a transcript of the gene mRpS22, whose product is annotated as mitochondrial ribosomal protein S22. Gene Ontology annotation, molecular function: structural constituent of ribosome. The transcript has 7 exons. The record is from RefSeq and is a predicted model, not a curated record. Gene Ontology annotation, cellular component: mitochondrial small ribosomal subunit. Lineage: Eukaryota; Metazoa; Arthropoda; Thecostraca; Pollicipedomorpha; Pollicipedidae. Bases 222 to 1298 code for a protein of 358 amino acids.
UCCAGCCAUGGGCUACCGGGCUGCUCCCCCACUUUUAGUACGGAUGGGCACUAAACGCCGUUUCCCUCUUAGCAAGAAUUCGUACUAAAUAUUCUCGAGGGUGUAUUGGAAUCUCAAACCAAGCACGUCUUGUCCACUCACAUCUUCGACCGUGGACGUCAGUGUCGGCAUGAGGCUGAAUACCUGGUAGAGGUCAAAUCAACAUCAUCACUCUUGCAAAGAUGAGGUUUCGGUGGGCGAUUGCAUCUAACAACACAUUUCUGCACAUUUGCAGGAAAUAUUGUCAAGGAACAGGUGGCAGAGAUCCUGCAGCAUUCUUCUUCAAUGGCAGGGUGCAGAACGUAUUGUUCCAGCUGAAUGACCGUCAGCAUGACCAAGUGUUCAAGCCUCGGAAGCUUGGACAGAAGCUUGAGGCCCCUCAAUACCUCUUCAUGACUGAGGAGGACAUAACCAAAGAGCAACACCGGAUCUCCAGCGGGCUGCGCGAGAAGCUGCAGGUGCCGCCUGUUCUGAAUGCACGCAAGCCUGUGGAGUGCACCCUGGCCACAGAUCCUGGUCUGGUCGGUCUGUAUGACAGCAAGCUGGUGUGCAUCGACAUCUCGCCAGACUUGUCGGAUCGGAAGCGGAUGGUCUGUGUCCGUGAGACGGAUGGGACUCUUCGUACGGCCAACUGGGACGAGCGAUCCAGAAUGUGCCAGAUAUUCAUACCCGUCGAGGGGAGGAGCGUCACAACUCCAAUGAUGUUCACAGAGCCACAUCUCAAGGCCUGCCUUGACCGGGAGGACUACACGCUGGUGCUGGACCGCGCCUGCCUGCAGUUCGAGCCGGACGACCCCGACUACAUCCGGGUCACCAGCGCCACCUACGACCACGUGGACGGCACGCGACUGUACGACCGUCUGCAGAACACGCGCCACUUCGGCGCGCUGGCCUUCUACCUGGCCUGGCACCGGCGCAUCGACAACCUGCUGCUGCACUUCAUCCAACUGGAGAAGCUGGACAAGGCUGUACACUUGAUUGCCUUAUUUCGACUCCUGCGUUCGACGGAACCAAUCAGCGAAGAGGCCACGCCCUCUCAGCAGACCGGGAGCCAAUCUGUCAGCGAGUCGACUUCCGAUUCAGACUCGUCAUCCGACUCAGAUCAGGACGCAGAGGAGGCCAACAUCGACGCAAUACGGGAGUACAUUGAGACGGCGUCGGUGAAGCGAGCUGUGCUGGAGCUGGCGCUGCAGCAGUACCAGCAGGUGGUCCGCGGACGCCGAGAGCGGGCGCCGUUGCGGGCCGACGCCGGGCACUGACCGCUCCGACGAGCAGGCCGUUACAGCCGCCGGGCCUCCGCCUCGGGCCGGGGUGGCGUGCUGCGAACCGACCGGGUCGGGAGAGGCGCGAGGCUGUCCGCCGUGUCAUUGUGUGGUGCUGAGGGCCAUGCUGUGUUUCGAUUGAGCCACCCGCGGCCGUGGUGCAGCGUGGCGUACGUUUAAACGGAAUAUAGUGUCUGACUGCGGUCUUGUGUAGUG